UACACAUAAGUGUAGUGUAUUAUAUAUUGGUAUUUUGUAAUAAUUUAUAAAAAUAUAAUAAUAAACGAAAAUAUGUACAAAUAAACGACUUAUUAAAACAAAGUGACAUACCAAUAAAAAUGGAUUUUGAAAGUCCAGAUGUUGAAAAGGAUUUCCCCGGUUUAUACGCUUCAGAAAGUGGACGUAAAAGCAAUGAAAGUGACUUUAGCGAUGGUGCAGAACACGAAAAACCAAGUAAGAAAGACUUGCUAGGACGCAGGAAAGAGAAGAAAGAAUCUAAAAAAGAUAGAGGUUAUGCAGCACUGGAAGGAGAGAGUUCACCUGAAGAAGACACUGAUACUAAAAGUCCAUCAAAAUCUAAGAAGACAAAGUCAUUCAAGUUCCCAACCAAAAGCAAGGAAAAGCGUGAAAAAUCCCGAGAUAAAGAAAAAGUUUUAGAAGAAACAGUUAAACAUAAAGAAGUAACAGAAAAAGAUAAGAAAAAAGAAAAGGAAAGGGAGAAAGAGAAGAAGGAAAAGGAGAAAAAGAAGGAAAAAGAUAAGGAAAAAGAAGAGAAGGCCAAAUUCAAAUUUGAAUCUAGAGAAAAACUUAAGGACGAGAAAAAAGAAAAGGUAAAGGACAAAGAUAAGGAAAAGUCCAAAGAGAAAGAGAAAGAAAAGGUGAAGGAAAAAGACAAAGAUAAAAAAGACAAGAAAUUGACGAAAAUACCGUCAACGGUGACAUCUGGUGUUCCUUUUGAAGAAAUUUUCACAUUGGGAGUUGCGCUCCCUAUAUUCGGUGUACCACUGCAACAGUCUGUGGAGCGCUCUCGUUGCCAUGACGACACCGGUCUGCCGCUGGUCGUCCGAGACAGCAUCGAUUACUUACAGGCACACGGAUUAAAAUCUAAAGAUAUAUACCGGACCGAACCGGAUAAGAUAAAGUUUCAACAACUGAGGAAGCUGUUCACGGAUCGAGGGCCUACAUUCCCGUAUCACUGGGACGUUCCUGUCGCUUGCGCUAUGCUCAAAGCUUUCAUCAGUGAACUCCCGGAAUCGAUACUAACACAAGAGCUGCACGGACAGUUCGAACAAGCCACCGCUAUAGCCGAACCUCAGCGGGAAGCGACGAUGACGAACCUCAUCAAUAAGCUGCCGAACUGUAACCACAAUCUGCUGGCUUGGCUGAUGAGACAUUUCCAUCACGUUGUCUCCAACGAGCAGGUGAAUCAAGCGAACAUACAAACGAUAAUGGCAGCUAUGGGAGCGGCUUUGAAUAUGUCACUCAAUCUGCUGACUUACCUCGUAACGAAAUCGGAAAAACUGUUCCCUAACGUCCGACUCACGAAAUACGUGCCGCCUCUCCACUCGCUGCCGGCCGACUUCCCCGACUCCGCCGCCGAGAUGAGCGCGGAGCUGCGGAAACAAGAAUCUCUUCUCAGUCAGAUCCACGCAGAGAUGCACGCCGGCUUCAUAACGGCCGCCAGAGACCAACAACUAUGGGAGGCGCAGCGAAUUGUAACACAACUCAAGCGUAAACUUCGUUCGGUACAAAAGUCAACGGAGCCUAAUGCAGUGCCCACGCAGCAAUCAUCCGUAGACGAGAAGCAACCGGACGAGGAGACGACGCGAGGGAGCUCGCAGCCGACCGAAGCCGAGAAGCCGGUCCGCGAAGUCGAAAGGCCAGGCCGCGAAGUCGAGAGGCCAGUUCGCGAAGUCGAGAGGCCAGUCCGCGAAGUCGAGAGGCCAGUCCGCGAAGUCGAGAGGCCAGUCCGCGAAGUCGAGAGGCCAGUCCGCGAAGUCGAGAGGCCAGUCCGCGAAGCCGAGAAGCCAGUCCGCGAAGCCGAGAGGCCAGUUGACGCGUUCGAACCCAAGGAAUCGCCGCUCGACCAAGACGCGACCUUCGAGGCGGAAUUCGAAGACAACUUCGACUUCAAGCCGGACAAAAAAACGACCACAGUUGAGACACAAGCUACGGAACCCAUCCCAGAUAAACCAAAGCUCACCGAGAAAGAACUCAAAGUGUUGCGUCUCGAAUUAGAGAACGCUGAAUACCUGCAACUGAAGUCGUUGUUGCAGGCGAAGAUCAAUUCGGAACAAUUCGAGAUUGUCAAGCUGAGGAGCUACGUCGCUCUGAAAAACAAACAGGAAUGCAACCUACAGAAUAACAAAGAUGCCAAAGAAAACUCCAGCGUCGACGAGCAAGAGUUAAAACAGAGGCUGAUGAAAGAAAACGCUUUGCUCGAGCAGAAAAGACUGAAUUUGAUCAACCAGAUCUUUCAAGAGAGGGUCGCGUGCAUCCAGCUGAAGAUAGAGCUCGCGAUGAAAGAGAUUCUGUCUAAAUCAUAAAAUCUUCGAGUCUCAAAUUAGUUUUAAGUUUAUUUAUGCACUUCUAUUCCAUGUAACAAAUGUAAUUUAAUGUAAAUUAGUAAUAAAACCAGUUAUGAACUAA
Molecule: messenger RNA, 2430 nt
Organism: Bombyx mandarina (wild silkworm)
Lineage: Eukaryota; Metazoa; Arthropoda; Insecta; Lepidoptera; Bombycidae
Gene: Rlip
Product: Ral interacting protein
Biological process (GO): small GTPase-mediated signal transduction
Molecular function (GO): small GTPase binding; GTPase activator activity
Source: RefSeq, a predicted model, not a curated record